Messenger RNA from Debaryomyces fabryi, 999 nucleotides. RefSeq names its product Fgr12p (gene FGR12). Lineage: Eukaryota; Fungi; Ascomycota; Pichiomycetes; Serinales; Debaryomycetaceae. The transcript has a single exon. Bases 1 to 999 code for a protein of 332 amino acids. The record is from RefSeq and is a predicted model, not a curated record.
AUGGAAAGUCAAUUGCAGUACAACAUCGGAGAACUAGUUCAAUUUAUGGACCAAUGUAGUGACAAUAAUGUUGUCACUUAUUCGGGAUUAAACCAUAUUAGCUCACCAACAAUCUUUAAUUACGCAUCACAAUAUGAGCUUGAAACUAAAAGUGUAUAUGAACAACAAAAAGCUGCAAGACAUGAAUCUAAUAUUCAACACAUCAAUGCAAUGUCUUUCUUUCCUUUGCGUACCAGUCCUAAGAUACAAGUUCUCAGCUUACGGGAUCAAGAUUGUAAAGAAAUUCAAAAAAACUGUCGGUUUAGUAAAUUUGCUGAAGAUGUUCAUACCACUACAUCUACUGACUUUAGAGAAGCAAUAAAUUAUGACGAGUUAUUUGAUACUUUUAUUAAUUCCGAGGUUGAAUCUCAGACUUUAAAAGACUCGGUUGGAGCUAUAAGAGCCCAUAGUCCUUUUCCACAUCCACUUACACCAACACCAACACCGAAUUCCAAUGUGAAAGACACCAAGUCUAAAACUUAUAUUUUUGAAAAUAACAAAGAUAGAUUAUAUUUCGAGGAAACUGAUGAGAGGGAUGUAGGUAGAAUUUUCAGAUAUCCGGAUAAUAGUAAUCAAAUAUUUUAUAUUGGAACUUUGAAACUUGCAUCCACUAGUUAUAGAGAGGCCAGAAUCGUAUCAGCUUCGGUCAAUAAAACGAUUGACGAUGAAUUUGAAUUGAAAGCCAAAUACUUCAGUUCUUUCGAGAAUAGUCUUAAGAAAAGGCGAAAAUCUCAACCGGAAGAAAUAAGAUCAAAAAUAAGGAAAAGGAAUAACCCUACUACGGAUGAGGUGGAAUGGAAACCGUUAUCAAUAUUUACUGUUUAUACAAAUUUUAAACCUGAUGCUAUAGAUGAUACAGACUACUUUGAAAAUAUACCUCAUACUUCUUGUUUUGGGAGAUUAAAUAUGAGAGUCAAAAGAGCUUGGACAAGGGGUCCCAAUAAAGUUAAAUUGAGUUAA